Phragmites australis (common reed) is the source of this 1981-nucleotide messenger RNA. Its product is annotated as SWR1-complex protein 4-like. Gene Ontology annotation, cellular component: NuA4 histone acetyltransferase complex; Swr1 complex; nucleus. Gene Ontology annotation, biological process: negative regulation of transcription by RNA polymerase II; chromatin remodeling; DNA repair. The transcript has 17 exons. Bases 124 to 1440 code for a protein of 438 amino acids. Gene Ontology annotation, molecular function: transcription corepressor activity. NCBI's taxonomy places the organism in Eukaryota, Viridiplantae, Streptophyta, Magnoliopsida, Poales, Poaceae. The record is from RefSeq and is a predicted model, not a curated record.
GACCCGCUAAAAGUUCGCCUUCCCCGUUCCGGCCUCUCGGGCUCCAAACACCCUGGCCUCUCCUCCCAUGUCGCAGUGGGGUGGACCAAAACCCUAACCCUAGCUCCUCCUGAGGUCGUAUCCAUGGACGCGAAGGACAUUCUCGGGAUCCCGAAGACCCCCUUCUCGUCCUCCCAGGAGAAGAAGUCGCGACCGCCCAAGGAGCCCCAGCGCAAGCCCGAUGGCGUCUCGCGCGAGGUCUAUGCGCUCACUGGAGGGGUGGGAAUGGCCCCGCUCAUGCCGACCGUCGAGGCAUCGCACCUGAAGCGGCGGCCUGCUGCCGAGAAGGAGAAGGUAACAUGGCAGUGGUUACCUUUCACGUCCUCUGCACGAACUGACAACCUGCAACUCUAUCACUGGGUUAGAGUUGUUAAUGGUGUUCAACCAACAGGUGACUAUCAGUUUGCAAAAUAUAACAAGAAGGUGGAUGUUCUUAAGUACACGGAUGAGGAAUAUGAGAAGUAUUUAAUUGAUCCUGCAUGGAGCAGGGAAGAAACAGAUCAGCUAUUUGAAUUAUGUGAACGGUUUGACCUUCGCUUCAUAGUAAUAGCAGAUAGGUUUCCAGCUGCUCGCAGUGUGGAAGAUCUGAAGAGCCGUUACUAUUAUGUUACUCGGACUCUUCUAAUUGCUAGAGCUCGUUCAGUUGAUGAGGUUUCUGGGAAUCCUCUUGUGAAGGAAUCCUACGAUGCUGCUCAUGAGACUGAGAGGAAGCGUGCAUUAUCUGCACUUCUCUCCCAAACAAAACAUCAAGAACGAAAGGAUGCUGAGAUUUUAGCAGAAGCUAAACGUAUUAUGGAAUCUCGCGCUGCUAACAAAAAUGCGGACGAAGCCGGAGUGCCUUCAAGCUCUGAUAAUGCUAUGGUUCCUGUUGAAGGUGUACCUCCCUUGAGUGGCACUCACCCAUCGUUAGCACAUCCAUCGGCGAAUAGCUCCAUACCUAAUUCACUGCGAAUGCUUCGAGUGUAUUUGAGAACCCAUGCGCUUGACCAAAUGGUUCAAGCAGCAAGUGCUUCAGCUGGCCUUAGAAUAAUCAAAAGGGUUGAUCAGACCCUACAAGAUCUAGGGGUUAAUUUGAAGCCUAAGGUCCCAACGAAAGCAGUUUGUGUUGAACAUCUUGAAUUGCGGAACGAGAUACUCACAUUGCUUAACCUACAGAAGCAGCUGCAAAAUAAAGAGGCAGAAGUUUCAGCUAACAGAGAAAGUUCCUUCACGGAGGCACCAAGCACACCUAUGCGUUCUAAUAGAGAUAUUGAUAGGCCUUUUGUCCUGGACACAGUUGGGUUUACAGGUGAAAGAACGGGCAAGCGGGACCACAAAAGGAAGACCACCGGAAGAUUUAUAGAUGCGCCUCCGUCACCAUCCGAGUCCAAGAGGCCUCGGAAGUUGAAGGGAUCUGACUGAUAGUGCUGUUCAGAUAGUAUGGAAGAAAACAUUCUGUAGUCAAACAACCUGGUAGAGAUUGAAUUUCGGGCCUUGGAUUGAAGUUAGUUGGGGUGGUCGGUCUUGCAAGAAUCGGCUUUUGUGGCUAGAAGAUGUGCUUGCCCUGUCUCUCUACAGUGCAUCUGCCCGGAGUACCUGGAAUCAUGGCCAUGAUUUUCAGUUCGGUUUUGGAUUUGUAAUGUAUUUAUUAUGAUGUAUGUAGAGAUAACAGUGAGAUUGAAAACAUUCCUGUUCAGCUGAUUUCUGAGUUGAUCUAGUAUUGGAGAUGUAGCUUACGUUGCUCUAGUCAGUUAAAGCCUCUCAUAUGGGACCCAUCGGAGGGAUGAGAGACAGCCGGUGCCAGCCCAGCUGCCAAGCUCAGUUGGUUGCAAGCCCAGCUGCCAAGCUCUUGGAUGGUGUUGACGUGGUGAUCUUAAAGCUUACAUUCUUUCUAGCUCUGUGCUCGUCUCCUUUAUGUUGCGACAAAAGGAUGAAGCUUUUUUAUGAAAUCUGCUUGUUUCUC